This is a messenger RNA of Haemonchus placei, 642 nucleotides long. The record is from the annotation of a GenBank genome assembly. Lineage: Eukaryota; Metazoa; Nematoda; Chromadorea; Rhabditida; Trichostrongylidae.
AUGCAUCGAAAGCACCGCGUCGAAACCAUGUUGCCUGUACCAGUUGAGGAAUGCCGCCAGAAGGCCUUGCACCAUCGUUAUUCUCAUGGUGAAAUGAUCAGAACCUCCGGCCUUUGGCGCAUGCAGAAUAUUAUCCGAUUUGGUUUUCCAUCGGCUUCGUUCGAGUGUUGUGUAGACCAUUCAACUGAAGUCACUGCUUGUGACUUUUGCAACACAACAGUCAACGCCCAGCACUCCGACCGAUCCCCACAGUCUCCACCGGAUGACAUAGGACAUGUUAAUAUACGAAGGGCACAUGUACGUCAUCUGACGGGUCAAAUCUGGUCUGGACACAUGAUCGUGAAAAAGAAUAGCGACCAAGGAUAUACCGUCUGGAGCUCUCAACUAAUCACGCGUCAGACUUUGGAUUCGAUAGGCCUAGUGACAUCUAACCAAUUGGCGGCCCAGCUUCUUUCGGUCGUUGGCAACUUGUACAACUCUUACCAUGCGUGCUGUCUUGAAUCGCCAGGAUAUUACGGCAACUCAUCUAAGUUGAGGUUACCUUGCAGUGCGCCGCUGUGUAGCCCUUCCCCUAUCGUCAGUACGUUUUCUUUUCUUUCAACACUACUUGUUAUAACCACCCACGAGUCUUCCGACUCCUGA